Messenger RNA from Rattus norvegicus (Norway rat), 7080 nucleotides. The record is from RefSeq and is a predicted model, not a curated record. Lineage: Eukaryota; Metazoa; Chordata; Mammalia; Rodentia; Muridae.
GAAGUUAAAAAUAGAUUUACAAAACAAUACAGAGAAUUAAGUAGACAAAAGCUUGUUUCUUUAAAAUGUUAUUAAGAUGGCUAAUCCUUAGCUAUCAUAACCAAAGUCAGAGAAAGAAGACCUAUGUUAAUAGAGAAAAGGGAGUUUUACAACAGAAGAUCAUAAAGGAAUGUUUUUCCUUUUUAAGAUUUAUUAUUUGUAUCUGUCUUCAGACACACCAGAAGAGGGCAUCAGAGCUCAUUACAGAUGGUUGUGAACCACCAUGUGGUUGCUGAGAUUUGAACUCAGGACCUCUGGAAGAGCAGUCAGUGCUCUUAACCGCUGAGCCAUCUCUCCAACCUGGGGAUAUCUUAAAUACUUAUAUUCCAACAAACUAGAGAGUCUAGAAGAAAUGGAUACAUUUCUAAAGUGUAAUUUACUGAAAUCAAGGCAGAAGAAUUAAACAACUUCAAAAGAUCCAUAGCCAGAAAGGUGGUUGGAUGAAGACACUAAUCGCAAGGCUCCCCGCCCGGCCUGGAAAGCUGACUGAGCAGUUAAAAGUGCUUUGUCCUUUUCUCAGGUCCCAGUGUUCAUACUGGGUGGCUCACAAGCACUCCAUGAAGGCUGAGAUCUGACACUCUCUUCUGGCUCCCUGGGGCCCCCAUAUUCACCCAUGGUGGUGUGCCAUACACAUAAAUAAUAAUAAAAAUGAAGAAAGGGAAAGAGCACUACCAGAGCAUAAUUCUGAUAUCCAAACUUGAUGAUUACACACAAACCAGUCUCUCUGAUGAACAUAGAUACAAAAUCUCCCAAAUUACUUAUGAAUUAAAAUUUAAGGUCGUGAUUAUAAUCACACACCAGAUUUAGUGGCAGACACAGGCACAUCUCAUGAGUACCAGGAUUAUCUAAUGAAAGCCUGUCUCAAACAAACAAACAAACAAACAAACCAAACAUACACCACAAGCAAGUGAUCUCACCCCAGGGAAUUCAAGCUUGGUUCAAUAAAUGCAAAUUAAAAAAAAAAAACACCACAGUUCAACAUAAAACACCAAAUUAAAAGAUUUAAAAACAGGCCCUUUGGACCACUCAAGGCAGCAAGGAGCAUCCCAGCCAUGGCUGAGCUGGGAACCUUUGAGGCAAUGAAAAGCAGCAACUGCCAAAGCAGCUGGAUGAUCUGCAGGUGCAGCUGUCGCAGAUGCUGGUCACUAUAGCAACAGGCAGCUCCACAUUCAAACUCACCGAGACCUGAGUUAUUCCCAAACCUAUCAUCAUGACCAUCAUGAACCAGACUCAAACCAAGUCUUAGGAAACACUACAAGGAAUGAGCAUAAGCUGCUGGACUUGUAGCCAAGGCAGACAGGAACCACUCUCUCCUGCCUAACCAAGCACAGAGAUGCUGAACGCAGUGCCUGCACACACAGCCAAGGCCUGCAGUCUCCACAACCGCAGGUACAAAACUGACCAGCCAUCCCAGUGGAUGCAGAAGAGGAGCGUGACCGUCUCAGCAUGCAUUGGGCUGGCUAGUUUCGUGUCAGCUUGACAUCAGAUAGAUUCAUUUUGAAAGAGAGAACUUCAUUUGGUUAUUUCUUUCCUCUCCCUCUUUCUAGGCCUUAACUAAGGCCCCUUUCUCAAUCACAAAACUCAAAAGAGAAUGCACGCGUGGAAGUCAGAGGACAGUUUGUGGGACUGCAUUCUAUCCUACUUCGAGUUGGAGGUGGGGCUUUGAGGUCUUAUAUAUAUAUAUAAUGUUAUAUAUAUAUACACAUGUAUAUAUACAUAUGUAUAUAUACAUAUACAUAUAUAUAUUUGUCCCUGCCUUCCUAGGACUGAGAUUAAAAGUAUUCCUCAGGCAGGAGAAAUGGCUCAGUGGUUAAGAGCACUGACUGUACUUCCAGAAGUCCUGAGUUCAAUUCCCAGCAACCACAUGGUGGCUCACAACCAUCUGUAAUGAGAUCUGAUGCCCUCUUCUGGUGUGUCUGAAGACAACUUAGAGUAUACUCAUAUACUCUUUUAAAAAAAUCUUUAAAAAAGAAAAAAGCAUUCCUCACCAUACCCAACUGUUUUCACAAUUUUUAAAAAGGUUUAUUUUGUUACAUACAUGUGUAUGAAUGUUUUGCCUGCAUGUGGUUAUGUGUACCACAUGCUCAUUAAGGUCAGAAUGGUGGUGUCUCUAGGACUGGAGUUAGAGAUGGUUAUGAAUGCUGGGAUUUGAACUCGGGUUCUCUGUAACAGCAACUAGUGCUGUUAACCAUGGAGUCAUCUCUCCAGCCCCACUUUUAGGAUUCUUAAGUUUUUCAUUUUUGUUUUUGUUUUGAGACAGGGUGUCAGUCUGCAGCUCAGAUUGACACAGAACACAAUAUAUAAACCAGGCUGGCUAGAGAUCUGCCUGCUUUUGCCUCUGAAGUGCUAGCAUUAAAGGUGUAUCCCACUACCCCAAGCCCCCAGACUCUCCGACUGAUGAAUACUGAAGAGGAAGUGUGCUUUUCAAUAUCUACUCUCAUUUGUGUAUGUACACUAUCUAUUUAUGCACAUAUAUGUUCAUAUAUGUAAUGGUGUCAGUAUUUAAAAUCUCCCUUACUAGUCAGUAAGUUCUUUCCAUAUUCUAAAAACAUAAAGCCAGGCUUGUAUAUAAAAAUCCAUGAAAUACAUACAUUUUGGUUAUUUUGAAAUGUUGUAAAACUGGGGCUGGGACAUAGCACAGUGGUAGAGUUCUUGGGUAAGUAUGCACAGCGCUCUGAAUUGGAAGACCAUCCCUGAAAACAAACAGCCAGUGAGGUGUAAAGAAAGCAGACACAAUGGUUCAGCAUGCCAGCAAAAGCAUUCGGAGUAAACUGCACAAGUGGGGCCACAUUUCUUUACAAACCUCUGCUUAACACUCUGUUGGUGGCAUAAACUUAGGAAAGCAGGGCCUAACAGUGAGGCAGUCUAAAGUCCCAUGCAGUAGCCAACUUUAUUUAGAGCAUCGGACAAUUUAUACUUUGAGGGUUAAGAAGCAUCAUAUAAGUAAGGAGUCCAAUCACAAGGCCAAGCUGCACAUGGUAAAAACAUGUUUUCCAUGGAGGUGCAUGAGUAACAACAGCUGAAGUAAACGCAUUCCUCUGUGCUCCACCUAGGGGAGGAGCACGAAAACACAUUCCCAGAACAAUUCUGAAUUCUGUAGAAUCUGUAGAAGCUGAGGUCACAAGACUGUCUUCUUGUUUUCUUGGAGUUUUCUCACAAGCACUCAGCAUUCUCACAGGGUUCCAUUCUUGAUCUGUGUUCAGAGAAAUCUCCAUUAGGACAUUCCUUGUUUUCUUUUUCAAAAAAUCAUUGUUGAAUAUAGUGGGAAAGGACAACAGGCUGGACCACAGGAAUAUAUAGCACUGCCGACGAUCCACGCGUUCCCUUUUUGAGAAAAAGAACUGAAGCUACAGUAGCUUUGACACUAGACAUGAGGAGGAGUAAAGUGCUCAUAGAAACCUUGAGGACCAGUUUCAGGAUGCAGAUGUAUGUGCUGCUGGAGUAACUGCCACUGAACUGCCUUAGCAGAUACAUGAGCCAAAACACAGUACAUCUGAAGACCUAAUGAUACCAUUCUGUUUCUUUGCGUUAACAUUGAAAAUCCAUACAUUUUCUACUGCUCACUUAUUAAUUUGCAAACAUUUGUCAAGUGCCAACAAUGUACCAGAUACUCUUCUUCGUCUUUCUUUUUCCAAUGUUUUUCAUUUUUAUGGCACGUGUAAGGGUGGUUUUGCUUGUGAAUGUUUGCGCACUACAUGCAUGCUAUGCCCAAGAGACCAGAAUCCCAUCUCCCCACCCUAGAGUUAUGCUGGUUGUGAGCUGCACGUGGGUGCUCGGAACUGAGCCCAGGUCCUUUACAGGAGCAACAAGUGCUCUUAACUGCUGAACCAUCUCUUCAGCUUCCCACUCUCCAGAGGCUGUUCUUAUCUGCAAGGCCUUAGGUUUAAUCUCUAUAGCCUUAAAGAAAAAAAAUCAUUGCUUGCCCUGUGAAUGGGUACACAAAAUAGAGGAGGAAUCCAGGAAACCACAGGUCAAAAAAUACUAAAUAAAUGCUAAGGGAAAUCACGCCAAGGAAGGGGGUCUGAAAUAUGAAGAGGAACUUUAAGUAGUGUGGCUUCCAGAAGAGCGACAUUUGCAUCAAGACCUGAAUGAAGUGAGGAAGGCAUUCUGUAGAUAAGGAGCAUUCCAAGUGGGAAGAAUCACAAAUGACAAUGGCCAUGUGGUAGAACAGUAUGUAGUGCGUCUCUAGGACAGUGAGAGCAUAGUAGGAGAUGACAUCAAAGAGGUGAGCAGAGCCAAGUCAUAAAGAACGUCAUGAGUAGUUCAUGAGCAGAGUGGCAUGAUCUCUGUCAGCAGGCUCCCUCUGCCACUGGGGUUUGAAAACAGAGUCAUGGUGAGACUACAAGGGUCAUCCAGGACUCAGCUUCGGAACCUGAGGGUUGAGAUGCCGGAUGGGGCCAUGUAACUGAACGUGCGGUUUGGGAAAAAUUUUGUCAACAAUAAAACAUUCCAGGACAAAAGAUUGGUUCCACAUCAAAUGUACUGAGUCUGGAGCACCUCUGGUAGUGCUGAUCAGCACUGCAGCAAGUGAUGUCACCACAGCGCUGGCUCUGAGCACAAAUGUAUUUUAGAUUGUGUGUGGUGUCGCCCAUCAACACCAGUGAAUGCCACCUGAAACACCCCAGUGUGAAUUCUACACGGUUUGAUGUUAAGAGCAGCAGUGCUUAUAUGAGGUUUUCUGCUCUUACGGAACAUAACGUGAUGGAUUAAUUAUGGAAACAAGGGCUUUUAAUAUUUUUCCACCACCUUUCCUCAGCAUGGUGUCAAUCGCAGGAGCGCCUCCAGCGGCGAGCACGUUUGGUGGCGCAGAGUUCGGGAAGAAGGCAGGAUCGUCUCCUAGCAACGGGGUUGCAGCGACGUCACCGUGGCGGGUUCUUAGCGCUGAGGCCAGGUGGAACCACCCUCUGGAACAGACGUGGUCCUCCACCUUGCGCUGCCGGUCCUGCCCUAUCUGGUCCCGAGCUACCUUACGGGAGUUUUCGUCCGUGCGGCCCGCCGGCCUGGGCUUUGGCCCUGGCGGGACGAUGCUGGAGUCUAUUCGCGUAACGGAAAAGCUUCACUGGCCUGAGCAUGAACUUGCUAAGAAGUUUGUUCUAAGUGCAGAAGAGGCAUUGACCAUUGACAGCAAGAGAAGCUUUUCCAAUCUGUCCUCUGGAGUUCUCAAGGACACUUUCACAACUGGAACCAGUAGUUACAAUGUUCUACUUCAGAGCAAGGAGGAGAGAAAGCACCAUUCACAAAAGCGGUUUUCCUCUGCCCACUCCAAACAACAUAGAAAGCCCAGCAAAUCUCCUAGUUCCUCUCAUAGCAAAGAUCCUAGCAGGACGCCAGCCCUGGUGCCUGUGACAAGCACCGGUACUUGGUACUGCCUAGACAGGCAGUCUGCUGUUCUUGUCACUAGUUCAGUACCAAGUCCUGUAAAGUUUACCCGUGAUAUCUCUGUUACAGGAAGCGGCCUCGCACUGCCACCCAAACCGAAAAACAAGGUCAAACGGCGCAACCUGACCCCUCUUCCAAAGCCAAAGCAGCAGCCUCAGCUGUGCAGAAGCUUUGAGAAAGGAGAUGACUUUUCUGGGAAAAAGCUCUGUAUAUUGACCGCUAUAAAGCCCAUCAACCUGGAGAAGGAAAAGCUGAGGUUCUUCAAGUCUGACUACACUUACAACCCUCAGUUUGAGUACGCCAAUCCUUCUCUGCCAGGCGUGUUAGCCAAGCACAGCCACGCCUCUGACCGCUUCCUUAAGCAGUCCAUCAAUAUUAUGGAGCUGACUUUACAGAAAUAUGGAAGUUAUGAAAAAUUUGAACAAGCUACUGGUGGUAGCUUGUUGUCUAAAACCCGUAUCUGGAGUCAUGUUAGGAAGUACAUGAUGAAGGAAGGCUGCCUGGGAGAGAUUGUAGUUCAUCUCACUGAAGACCUGCUUUCCAGGGCAUCCAUGACAGUGGUAAACGGAUGUCCGACUCUAACGAUCAAUAUUUCUACUGCACGAGAGCACUGGCUGGAGGGCAUGCUGAGGCAUGAGAUAGGCACACAUUACUUUCGGGGUAUUAACAACCUUCAGCAACCCUGGAACAGUUGGAUUGGCCGCAAAAAACACGAGCUAAAGCCAAACAACCCUACGGAGGAAGGACUGGCAAGCAUUCACAGUGUCCUGUUCAGAAAAGACCCCUUUCUGUGGAGGGCCGCCCUCCUGUACUACACAGUCUAUCAAGCCAGCCAGAUGUCUUUCUGUGAACUCUUCAAAGAUAUUGGCAGGUUUGUCAAGGACCCAAAUACAAGAUGGGACUAUUGUGUAAGAGCCAAGAGGGGAUGGACUGACACGUCCCAGCCAGGGUGUUUCAGUAAAGACCAGGUGUACUUGGAUGGAAUCCUUCAAAUCCUUCGAUUCAGAGAGUCCAUAGACUUUCACCUGCUGACUGCCCUGGGCAAGGUAUCUUACGAAGAUGUGGAUCGCUUAAAAGAAUUGGCAGUUACUGAGAACAUGCGAGUCCCACAUUUCCUUCAUGAUCACAGCCGGUACAUGGAGCACUUGGAGAAGAUCAUGGAGGUGAACGAGCUGACAGAUGCUGAGCUGAAACACCUCAUCUAAGCAGCAGAGCCCGCUCCUCGCGGCUGUUAGCAGCUAGGGCACCGGGUACCUGCAGAACGAGAGGAGGAGAGCCGCUGACCUCUGCUUGCUGAAGACCAGCUCUCAGGAUCCAGCUGAAAUUCUAGGUUAUGUUAGACCUGAAACUAUUUUCCUAAAACACUUCUGUAGGCUGCGGGUGGAAAUCAUGUCUCUUUUCAUUGCGAUCUCUCCAGAGACAAAUGAGGAUUCUGCUGCGAUGACUCCAGGAUGAGUUGUAGACCUGCGCACCAAGGCCAGCUCUGGACUGGAGGUAGCCAAAUCCCGCUCUGCUGUGUAAAUGCCAAGGUUCUAUUUCCUCUGCUAAACAGUGGGAGUUGUUGUUCUUUGAAAUACCCAUUUUGUAACACCCCAGAAGGCUAGCAAUAUCUAAGAGUUCUUAUUUUUCUUAUUUUAAGUGAUAUUAAAAGGAGAUUGAAAA